AUGGCUCUGCUGCGGUCCCUUGUGCUCGUCUCUCUGUUAUUUAACUCGAGUUUCGCAGCGGUGUCCAAGGCGAUAGCGUUCUACAAGGACAACUUGUGCUCGUCGCCAUUAAGUAUGCAGGUCACUAAUUCCUCGGCGACCUGUACACCGCAGCCCUGUACCCAUAUUGAGUUCGGAGCCAAUAUGUACUAUUACAACACUACUUGUAUGGACAUCGACACAGACACUCACACGUAUAUAACAGUGGCGUUCUCAGGUACAAGACACAUCGUCAUCGACCAGUUUCGACAGCCUAAUUGCAGCAGCGAGACGUACACACAGACCCACGCACUACAAGACUUGGCUCACUGCGUACCCUACGCGAUCUCGUCCAUUUCGUUGGCACUAAACGCAUCAAGUAUCGCCACUAUAAUCGACAACGAAUCGAUCAAUGUUCAGUUCUUCCCUGCUACCAAUUGCAGUAUACAACCGGCAUCUGUAGCUUUACCCAACAAGACACAGGUGGCGUCACACAAAUGUUACCAGGCCAGCAAGUUCUACAUCAACACCAAUAGCAGCUCAAUCCCCGACGAGAUCACUAAUUCAUCGUCUUCAGACGCCUCUGUAAUGCCUCAAAGUACGACAGUCAGUGUCCAGAAUGGCCACAAAGUCACAUUUGUUGCUGUUAUCGUCGCUGCGGUAUUAAUUCUCGGUGCUAUUGGCGUUGUAACGUGGAAAUGGAGAUCAACUAAGCGAACGUUGCUACCACGAAACACCGAGAACGACAGCGUCGCGAUGCUGGAGGAUGAUUCAGUCUUCAUGUCCAAACCAGUAAGCGGGCGUACCUUCCUCCCAAGCAGCAGCACGUGCUCGAUUUUCCAAGAGAAAACCACACGAUCUUUUGCUCCUGCGCUCUCCAGCUUCGGCUCCAGUUAUCAAAUUUCAGGUCGCACCUUUGUAUCCAGUGCGUGUUCGACGCUUCCAGGAACGACAAUGAAUCGUCCAUGGGAAGACGAUUUCGUUGUGGCAGCCCGUAUCCCUCGUGAUAAGGUCGUUGUUGUUCAAUUGCUUAGUCGUGGGGGUUUCGGUGUUGUGUACUCUGGACUUUAUAAUGGUCGACGUGUUGCUGUAAAAAUGUUGUUACCUGAAACUCGACGUAGCAUUUCCCACGUUGUCGACUUAUUAGCCGAAGUCAAGAUGAUGGCGGCCAUGGAACAUCCUCAUAUUGUGGAAUUUAUCGGUGUAGCGUGGGAUUCUUUGACAAAUAUGUGUGUGGUAUCGGAAUUUAUGGCUGGAGGGGACUUGAAGGCCUUAUUGAGUGACUACGAAGAGCAGAAUCAUCCUAUGGGUUUCAACAGGGGAAAACUCAAGAUCGCUCUGCAUAUCGCUCAUGCUUUAACGUACAUGCACUCACUGGAUCCUCCGAUAAUUCAUCGAGAUCUCAAGUCCAAGAACGUCUUGCUUAAUGAGAAAUUAGACGCUAAACUCACGGACUUCGGUACGUCUCGAGAGCGAGUGAACGAGUCGAUGACUGGUGGAGUUGGAACGUGCUUGUGGAUGGCUCCAGAGGUGAUGAUAGGAGACAGGUAUGAUGACAAGGCCGACAUGUUUUCCUUUGGAGUCGUGUUGUCGGAGUUGGAUACGCACUUGUCGCCUUACUGGCAUGUCAAAGACCCCAAUGAUUCGAGUCGACAGAUGCCAGAGCCAGCUAUUCUGCAGAUGGUAGCGACUGGGAAGCUACAUGUUAAGUUCUCGAAAGAAACUAUUAAAGCUGUGGUGGAGCUGGGGAAUGCCUGUGUAUCUCUUGAUCCAACAACACGACCGACGGCGUCUGAUGCGCUCUAUAAGCUCCACACAAUAUUAGCAAACGAAUCUGAGAAAGAUGGAUUCGUUAAGUAG
Molecule: messenger RNA, 1878 nt
Organism: Phytophthora nicotianae INRA-310
Lineage: Eukaryota; Oomycota; Peronosporomycetes; Peronosporales; Peronosporaceae
Product: TKL protein kinase
Exons: 1
Coding region: 1-1878 (625 amino acids)
Biological process (GO): protein phosphorylation
Molecular function (GO): protein kinase activity; ATP binding
Source: RefSeq, a predicted model, not a curated record